CCCGUGUCUCUCCCUCUCGCUGGAUUCACUCAGUGCACAGCCAGUAGUUUGCAGCAACCAAGCGAUAGGCAGCAGUCGUGGGACUCAGCAGCAGCGCUAAUACCAGCAAGGAAAGGCACAUCAUCCAGCGAGGGAGAGGAAUACUUGCAGGCUACACUGAACCUGCGCCUAUCCGCCAUCCGAUUAUUUCCCUUUUCGCAGUGGAUUCUAAACUACUUCAUUGAUAUUUCCUUUGAAACAUGUCUUGUUGUACACUGGACCUGGGAAGGUGAUUAUUUUCUUUUUUCUUGUCUCUUGCUACUGAAAUCAGGGGGUGCCUGGGAGGGAGCACUUUUUCUUGUUGGGCAUGAUUUGGAGCUACUGACUCUCUCUCUAUACAUAUAUGACUUGUGCCAUUGCAUCGCUAAAGGAUCUAUCAGCAGCUUCAGAAGCCACAGAAGCCCCACAGCAUCCCGCCUGCUCUGCCCCUCAGUACCCAGCAAGGUGGACCAUGGCAUUUUCCUGGCAGAUGCACAAUUGCAGAUGAAAGCAGCCGGUGGUGGGCACUGUGCAUUGCACACAUGAAUGAAUGCUGCUCACACUAAUCCCUGACUACAUUCAUCAUUUUAAAGGACACCUUUAUUUUAUAUUUUGCCAGGAUUUCAAUGGAUCCACCCAUGAAAGGGCUAAUUUCCUCCAUACAGACUGUGUGACAUGAUUCCGGGCAGCCCAGGUAUAAGUAGAAGAAGGGAAUGACUACACGCCAUGAGGACACGUUUAAAGUGCUCAACCGGUGCGUGCUGAUCGCUGCAGUUGCUGCUGCUCGCUGAGACGUUGCGCCUGCAGAGCAGGUAUCUGCCCUGGGUACUGACUGUGGCAUCCCAUUGCUUUUCACCCAAGGUAGAGCUUCAAUAGCAUCCCUGUGCAUGGACUGGUCAACUUCAACUCUGCAUGUUUCCCCAAUCCCCAUCCAUUUCAGCUGACAAAGUGAGAGUUUGUAUGACUGUGGAUUCUUAUUUGUACUGUUUGCCUCCGUCUGUAGUCCUGCAAGCGACCCCUUGUCCCUUCUACUAUGUGGUUGUGGCUGAACAGGGAGAUGGAUUUGUUGCACAUUCUGCUUUUAUUGGUAGUGUCCUGGACUCGAUCUCGAGCUCUGAUCAACUUGAAAUACACUGUGGAAGAGGAGCAGAGAGCAGGCACUGUAAUUGCCAAUGUAGCUAAGGAUGCUAAAGAUGCUGGCUUUGUGCUGGACCCCAGGCAGCCUGCCUUCAGAGUGGUCUCUAACUCAGCUCCCCAUUUGGUGGACAUCAAUGCAGCAGGUUUGCUAGUGACCAAGCAGAAGAUAGACAGGGACAUGCUAUGCAGGCAGAGCCCCAAGUGUGUCAUCGGACUGGAGGUCAUGUCCAACUCCAUGGAGAUUUGUGUUAUUAAAGUUGAGAUCAAGGAUCUCAAUGACAACGCCCCUAGUUUUCCUACUGACCAGAUUGACUUGGAGAUCUCGGAAACAGCAAGUCCUGGGACCAGAAUUCCUCUAGAGAGUGCCUAUGAUCCUGAUUCUGGUAAUUAUGGGGUGCAGACCUAUGAGAUUACCCCCAAUGAUUUAUUUGUCUUAGAGAUAAAGACAAGGGGUGAUGGGUCAAGAUUUGCUGAACUGGUAGUAGAGAAAGCCUUGGACAGGGAGACCCAGUCUCACUACAACUACAUUAUCACAGCCCUGGAUGGAGGGGAUCCCUCCAAUUUUGGAACUGUGGAACUAAAUAUCAAAGUGAUAGAUUCUAAUGACAACAACCCGUUGUUCGAGGAGGCUGCUUACACAGUAAAUGUUCCUGAAAACUCUGCUCUUAACACCGUGGUUAUUGAUCUCAAUGCCACAGACCCCGAUGAAGGCACCAAUGGGGAGAUAGUCUACUCUUUUAAUAGCUAUGUGUCAGACAAAACCAGGGAGCUUUUCAAAAUAGACCCCAAGACUGGUGUGAUAACUGUCAGUGGAGCUAUAGAUUAUGAGGAAGGCCAUGUGUAUGAAAUCGAUGUCCAAGCCAAGGAUCUGGGACCCAAUUCCAUCCCUGCCCACUGUAAAGUAACUGUGAAUGUCCUGGACGUGAAUGACAAUGUACCAGUCAUUAAUUUGCUUUCAGUCAACAGUGAGAUAGUAGAAGUGAGUGAGAAUGCCCCCCCUGGGUAUGUUAUAGCUCUGGUUAGGGUCUCAGACAAGGAUUCUGGGAUAAAUGGAAGGGUUCUGUGUAAGCUGCUGGGCAGUGUGCCUUUCCGGUUGCAGGAAUAUGAGAGCUUUUCUACCAUAUUAGUAGAUGGCAGGCUAGACAGAGAACAGAGGGAUCAGUACAAUCUAACCAUCCAGGCCAAAGACAGUGGCAACCCAUCCUUGCAGUCUACAAAGUCAUUCACGGUGAGAAUUACAGAUGAGAAUGACAACCACCCUCACUUCUCUAAAACAUUCUAUCAGGUGAUUGUCUCUGAAAACAACACCCCUGGGGCUUACCUGUUGUCUGUUUCAGCCAGAGACCCUGACCUGGGCUUAAAUGGCAGUGUGUCCUACCAACUUGUUCCAUCCCAAGUGAGAGAUAUGCCAGUGUUUACCUAUGUGUCCAUCAACCCAACCUCGGGAGACAUUUAUGCCCUGAGAUCUUUCAAUCAUGAGCAAACAAAAGCCUUUGAAUUUAAAAUUCUAGCAAAGGAUGGAGGUAAUCCAUCACUCCAGAGCAACGUGACUGUCAGGGUCAUAGUGGUGGAUGUAAAUGAUAACACUCCAGUGAUCACUGCUCCACCUCUUGUCAAUGGGACCUCUGAGGUGUAUAUUCCCAGGAAUGCAGGUGUGGGUAACUUUGUGACUAUGGUAAAAGCCGAUGAUUAUGAUGAAGGAGAGAAUGGAAGGCUUUCCUAUGAGAUUUCCGAAGGGGACAGAGGCUUUUUUGAGAUUGAUCAGGUCAAUGGGGAGAUUAGGACCACCAGAACUUUUGGGGAAAAUUCCAAGACAACUUAUGAAUUGAUUGUGGUGGCGCACGAUCAUGGAAAACCAUCCCUUUCAGCAUCUGCCUUGAUUCUUAUCUAUCUGUCCCCAGCCUUGGAUGCCCAGGAGUCCACAGGAUCUGUUAAUUUAUCUUUGAUUUUUAUUAUUGCCUUGGGAUCCAUUGCUGCAAUUCUUUUUGUCACCAUGAUUUUUGUGGCAGUGAAAUGCAAGAGAGACAACAAGGAAAUAAGGACAUACAAUUGCAGAAUAGCAGAAUAUUCAUACGGCCACCAAAAGAAGUCCAACAAAAAGAAAAAAAUCAGCAAGAAUGACAUCCGCCUGGUGCCCCGAGAUGUAGAAGAAACAGAUAAAAUGAACGUGGUGAGCUGUUCCUCCCUUACUUCAUCCCUAAACUACUUUGACUACCACCAGCAGACCCUCCCGCUUGGGUGUAGGCGUUCAGACAGCACCUUUCUUAAUGUGGAAAAUCAAAACACAAGGAAUGCAGGGUCCAACCACGUUUACCACCACACCUUCACGAACCAGAGCCCUCCACAGCCUGACCUCAUCAUCAAUGGAAUGCCCCUUCCUGAGACCGAAAACUACACAUUCGAUACAAACUAUGUGAACAGCAGAGCACAUCUGAUUAAAAGUUCAACCUUCAAGGACUUGGAGGGGAAUAGUCUCAAGGACAGCGGGCAUGAAGAAAGUGACCAGACUGACAGCGAACAUGAUGUCCAACGGGGCUUGUACUGUGACACGGCUGUCAAUGAUGUGCUGAAUACCAGUGCCAAUUCAAUGGGGAAUCAGCUGCCAGAGCAAGAUCAGAAUGAAGGCUUCCAUUGCAGAGAAGAAUGCCGGAUUCUUGGACACUCCGAUAGAUGUUGGAUGCCGAGGGUCCCCAUCCCAAGUCGCGCCAAGUCUCCGGAGCAUGGAAGAAAUGUCAUUGCAUUGUCAAUAGAAGCAUCUACUGUGGACACAGAGCCUUUUGAAGAGUGUAAAACCAAAAGAACUUUUGCAACUUUUGGCAAAGAUGGCAGUGAGAAUACUACUGAUGAUAGGGCUACUUUAAAGGGGAAAAGGACAGUUGAUCUGCCAGUCAGCAGCCCUAAAGUGAAUGGUAUUGUCCGUGAAGCAGGGAAUGGCUGUGAAGCUGUCAGCCCAAUCACUUCUCCCUUGCAUUUAAAAUCUGCAGCACCGUACAACAUAAUGCACUGCCCUGGCAACCAGGAUGUGGAGCAGUUUGUAAACAAUGGUCCUUCUCGGCCUACAGAGGCAGAGCCUAGAGGGGUGUACAUUGAAAACAUAAUGCAUGAAAUCAACCCUUUACUGCAAGAAUGUCGAGAAAAAGACUCUCUGGGAGUUAAGAGACUUAAAGACAUUGUCCUCUAAGCAUCAAGCAGAGUGCAUUGAGGAAGAAGGACUUUCCAAAAUUACCAUUUGUUUUUAACUGAUUACCAAUGGUUCACAGGUUGCUGUAUUUAAAGCUUUUCCCUAAAUGUAUUGUUUAUAAAUCAAGCUAUUGUUAUGUGACAAUCCCAAACUUUUUCGGCAGGGGUGUUCAAUCUGAGCAAGCAGCUGACUCCACACCAUUCCUCAUCUUUUCUUGCGCUGAACAUAAAAAACUGUUAUUACCAUCAAUGUACAAAGUAUUAUGUAUGUAUUAAGUAUUUUCAAUUUAUAUAUUUUUAUAAACAUAUAUAUCAAAAUUAUAAUAUAAAUUAGCAUUAUUUGUACAGAACUCAAAAGAAAAAAAAAACAACUACAUUCAAAUUUCUUGGCUACUGGUUUUGUAGCAUAGUUGAGAACCAUUUCUUGUGUGACAUUCUAAUUUUGAUGAGGUGAGCUAUAGACAGGGAAAUGCUAAUCCUAAUAAUUUCCUUCAUUCUAGGUUGCUGCUUUUGCUAUGGACACCCCUGCAUCCAAAGUCCUUUUGCUGUUACAUCUUGCUAUCUGUUCUAUUACUGUAUUUGAUAUUUAAAAUUUUGUUCAGUAAUGGCAAAAGGCAUUCAAGUAAAAAUUCAAUAAAAAAAUUGUAAUCUUUCUUGAAUAUUUUUAAAACGAUGCCUAAUUUUUCCUCUGCAUUUUUAGCUUGGUAUGAAUUUGUACAGUGUAGUUUAUUCCACUAUUUUUUUAACAGUGUACGAAGAUGAUAUCCCCUUUGUCAAUGAACUGUUAUUUAACUAGUCUUUAAUGCAAGGUUUUGUGAACAAUUCUUAAGCCCAUUCUCUGUCUCAGCAAAGGCAAUGCUUUCUUCCCAAGCCAUUGUUCUUAUAAAUAAUCGACUCAAGGUCCUGACACCGAUGUAAGAGAUUUCCCCCCUUCUUCUAUUUUCACGUAUUCAUUGUCUCAAUCAAUCUCAACUUUAUGGGGGUUUUUUGUGUUUCUCCUCCCAGUGGAAAUGUCAUGAAGUUUACAUUUAUAUUCGUACACAGUACCUUUUUAUUAUCCGGAUUAUUGUCAGGAUACUGACAGAAUGAAGUUAUUUGAAAAAUGAUCAAAUAAAAGCUCCUGCUUUUUUGACAACUAUAAAUUAAAUAAAUAUAAUAUUGCAAUCCUAAAAUAGGCUUUAAAGAUAACAACAAGGUUGGCUUUGAGGCAGAAGAGAGAAGGCAUUUUUGCUGGAUCCCUUCCUAUUAAGAAAGUUAAAAGAAGACAACACCAUCAAGUUUAACCCUUUAUUUAGUUUAUUUCUAGUUAAGUUUGAAUUGACAGAUACAUCAGACAGAAGUCUAAAGCUAUCUCCAGUUUGACCAUUAGAAAAGGUGGCAUUACAAUAGUCAUUUCUCCACAACACCCAACCAAUCAGGAGGCCAAACAGUCAGAUACUAUAUGAUGGUGAUGAUACACAUGUAGGGGUGCCCUUGAUUACGAUUAUGAUCAGCUCCAUAGCCAGAAGGAUCAAAACUUCACUUUCUGUUCUGCAGAUGCACUGUGUAUCCAUCAAUAUGGAGCAUCAGCAGGUACAGUUUACAGAGUGGCUUAUCUGUGAUCUGACAGUAUUGCAAGAUGGUCUGUUGAAACCCCCUCUAACUUUACUGAUAGGUACUAUACACAAAAUUGACCAAACUGCUCAACUAAACCUGGGCACAUAUGGCCAGUUCAAGAGAAAAGUAUCUUCAUGACUCAUUAAUGGCAUCUGGACUAGAUGAUGGAUUACCACUCAAUUAUAUGUGUUGUAUAUAUACACCAUGUACUGUGCUCAGUGUCAGACUGGCCCAUCGGGACACCAGGAAAACUCCUGGUGGGCCCAUACCAUUUAGCCUAUUUCAUGGUCAUUCCCUAUUUCUUUAUGGGAAAAAAUGCAUAACAAUGGAAGAAUAUAGUACGUUUUCUGGUGGGGCCCUGGAAUCCCAGUCUGACACUGACUGUACUAUGAAAUAAAAAAAGAUCUUAGACAGAAAAUGUACUUGGUAAUAAUAAUCCACAAUUUUUCCAGAUCAAUCAGCUCACAAGUAAAUGCUACCUGCUAAUUGGUUGCAAUGGGCAACUGUAUUUAACUUUGCACCUGUUUUUACAUUAUACACUAUUUUUUAUCAUUCUUGGGUAUUUUUUUUAUUUAUGUCAGCUGUUGUUCAAGGACAAUUCCGAACAUAGGUGGAUUCUAGUAGAUGUAGUUCAGUAGUAUCUGGAGGGCUGCAGGUAGAACAUUUCUCAAUUUGAGGCCAAUUUUUUUCUCUAAUACAGCCCUGAUUAUAAUAUUGGUUAAUGCGACAGAAAUCUCACAGGGACAAAUAUGAGACUAAAACAAUUACAAUGUUUUUAUAUGACCUGUAUUGUCAAAUGGUAAAAUAAAUACAGUGCAAUGCUAUCAGAAAUCA
This is a messenger RNA of Xenopus laevis (African clawed frog), 6765 nucleotides long. RefSeq names its product protocadherin-19 (gene pcdh19.S). Gene Ontology annotation, molecular function: calcium ion binding. The transcript has 5 exons. Gene Ontology annotation, cellular component: plasma membrane; membrane. The record is from RefSeq and is a predicted model, not a curated record. Gene Ontology annotation, biological process: homophilic cell-cell adhesion; cell adhesion. Lineage: Eukaryota; Metazoa; Chordata; Amphibia; Anura; Pipidae. The coding region runs from base 1052 to 4336 and encodes 1094 amino acids.